Molecule: messenger RNA, 3403 nt
Organism: Choloepus didactylus (southern two-toed sloth)
Lineage: Eukaryota; Metazoa; Chordata; Mammalia; Pilosa; Megalonychidae
Gene: CHD1L
Product: chromodomain helicase DNA binding protein 1 like
Exons: 23
Coding region: 630-3110 (826 amino acids)
Biological process (GO): DNA repair; chromatin remodeling
Cellular component (GO): nucleus
Molecular function (GO): DNA helicase activity; ATP binding; ATP-dependent chromatin remodeler activity
Source: RefSeq, a predicted model, not a curated record
UUCCAAAAUAUGGAGCAAAUUAUUUAUUUUUUCGAAACUCAUGACUUAAUUUAAGUAUUUUGUUCUGCGGUAUUUUUCCCAGUGAUUCAAAAGCUUUCUGGUAAGUCUUCCUACUCUUAAUAGUGUCAGAGUUGUGUCCUAUACGUUCCAGUGAACUUCAGAAACUAAAAAUACAAUGGAUCGUAAAGGUAUCUGAGAACUGCUUUGUUUUUGGAAUAUGCAAACCUAUUACUUCUUGCUGUUUUUGUUUGCUCUUUCACUACUCUUCAUUACUUGGCUGUUUUUGCUUGCUUUUUCAUUACUGGUCAUCCACUUGAGAGAUGAGCAUGAGAAUUCAAACAACAUUUUGAUGAAUAUUGCAGAUUAGUAUCCUCAACUUUAUUCCAAGCCUGCCUGACUACAUCCCAGAGGCUAGAGAGCAAAAAACUACAUUUCCCAGUCUGCUCUGAAGUUCUGAUGUGCAUGUGACUUUGCUUCAACCAAGCAGAUAACAAUAGGAGAUUUGGAAGAGGAAAGUGGGAAGAGACCACAGACAGUCUGGGAUUCAUCUACGCUCUUAUCAACUGGAGGGAGUCACCUGGCUGGCACAGUGCUUCCUUUGUCAGAAUGGCUGUAUCCUGGGAGAUGAGAUGGGUCUGGGUAAAACCUGCCAGACUAUUGCUCUCUUCAUUUACUUGGCAGGAAGGCUAAAUGAUGAAGGACCAUUUCUGAUACUUUGUCCCUUGUCUGUUUUGAACAACUGGAAAGAAGAGAUUGAGAGGUUCGCCCCAGGUCUUUCCUGUGUAACAUAUGUAGGUGACAAGCAGGAGAGAGCUCACCUACAGCAAGACCUAACACAGGAGUCGUGUUUUCAUGUGCUGCUAACUACCUAUGAGAUUUGCUUGAAAGAUGCAUCAUUUCUAAAAUCCUUCCCUUGGAGUGUGCUCGUUGUGGAUGAAGCUCACAGGUUGAAAAAUCAAAGCUCCCUGCUGCAUAAGACACUUUCAGAGUUUUCAGUAGUCUUCCGUCUCCUGUUGACUGGAACUCCCAUCCAGAACAGCCUUCAAGAGCUCUACUCCCUCCUCAGUUUUGUGGAGCCUGCUGUCUUUUCCAAGGAACAGGCAGAAGAUUUUGUUAAACGUUACCAGGAUAUUGAGAAGGUGUAUGAGUCAGCAAGUGAACUACACAAACUCUUGCAGCCAUUUCUGCUGAGGCGAGUAAAAACUGAAGUAGCUACAGAGCUUCCCAAGAAGACAGAAGUAGUAAUAUAUCAUGGCAUGUCAGCAUUGCAGAAGAAAUACUACAAGGCCAUUUUGAUGAAAGACCUAGAUGCAUUUGAAAAUGAAAUGGCAAAGAAAGUUAAGCUUCAGAAUAUCUUAUCCCAGCUUUGGAAGUGUGUGGAUCACCCAUAUUUAUUUGAUGGUGUAGAGCCAGAGCCUUUUGAAAUUGGAGACCACUUGAUUGAGGCUAGUGGUAAACUUCACCUGUUGGAUAAGCUGUUGGCAUUUCUGUAUUCCAGGGGUCAUCGAGUUUUACUUUUCUCCCAAAUGACCCAAAUGUUGGAUAUUCUCCAAGACUAUAUGGAUUACCGAGGCUAUAGCUAUGAGCGUGUGGAUGGUUCUGUGAGAGGAGAAGAGAGACACCUGGCCAUUAAGAACUUUGGACAACAGCCCAUUUUUAUUUUUCUCUUGAGUACCAGGGCAGGUGGAGUUGGCAUGAACUUAACUGCAGCGGAUACUGUUAUUUUUGUUGACAGUGAUUUUAAUCCGCAGAAUGACUUGCAAGCAGCUGCCAGGGCUCACCGAAUUGGCCAGAACAAGUCUGUUAAAGUUGUUCGACUUAUUGGCCGAGACACUGUGGAAGAAAUAGUCUAUAGGAAAGCAGCCUCUAAACUGCAGCUCACCAACAUGAUCAUAGAAGGAGGCCAUUUUACUCUGAAAGCCCAGAAACCUUCGACUGAUGCUGACCUCCAGUUGACUGAGAUACUCAAAUUUGGUUUGGAUAAACUGCUAUCCUCUGAGGGGAGCACCUUGAAUGAAAUUGACCUGGAGUCUAUACUGGGAGAAACAGAAGAUGGCCAGUGGAUCUCUGAUGCCAUGCCUACAGCAGAAGAAGGAAGCAGAGAGCCAGAAGAGGGAAAAAACCAUAUGUACUUAUUUGAAGGUAAAGAUUAUUCUAAAGAGCCCAGUAAGGAAGACAGAAAAUCAUUUGAGCAACUGGUGAAUCUUCAGAAAACACUUUUGGUGGAAACUAGUCAUAAGGGCCGGUCACUCCGAAAUAAAGGCAGUGUUCUCAUCCCAGGCCUUGUGGAGGGGUCUAACAAAAGGAAGCGAAUCUUGAGCCCAGAAGAAUUAGAGAACAGAAGGAAGAAAAGAGAAGAGGCAGCAGCCAAGAGAAAGACACUAAUAGAAGAGAAGAAAAGGAAAAAGGAAGAGGCUGAGCAUAACAAAAAGAUGGCCUGGUGGGAGUCCAACAAUUACCAGUCAUUCUGCCUGCCUUCUGAGGAGAGCGAACCAGAGGAGCUCGAGGAUGGGGAAGAUGAGAGCUCUGCUGAACUGGAUUACAAAGACCCAGACUUGACCUCAAUCAAGUAUGUUAGUGGUGAUGUCACCCACCCUCAGGCUGGGGCAGAAGAUGCUCUCAUCGUUCACUGUGUAGAUGACUCGGGCCGCUGGGGCAGAGGUGGUUUAUUCACAGCUCUGGAAACACGGUCAGCUGAGCCAAGAAAAAUAUAUGAGUUGGCUGGGAAAAUGAAAGACUUGAGUCUGGGAGGUGUCCUUUUAUUUCCUAUUGAUGAUAAAGAGUCAAGAAACAAAGGACACGAUUUGUUGGCCUUGAUUGUGGCUCAGCACCGUGAUCGCUCCAAUGUCUUGUCUGGCAUUAAGAUGGCAGCCCUAGAAGAAGGCCUGAAGAAGAUAUUUUUAGCAGCAAAGAAAAAGAAAGCAAGUGUCCAUCUUCCACGCAUCGGACAUGCCACGAAGGGUUUUAACUGGUAUGGAACUGAGCGUCUUAUUCGGAAAUAUUUAGCCACAAGAGGCAUUCCAACUUACAUAUAUUACUUCCCUAGAAGCAAGGCUGCUGUCCUUCAUUCACAAUCAUCGUCUACUACCUCAAGAAAGAUGGUGCCUUAAUAAUUGGCCCAGCAUCAGAUCCACCCUUUAGCAACCAACUGAUAAGAUAUGACUUGUCCAGAGCUAUUGUAAUAGAGUAUUUCAAAAAGGAAUUGUGAUCUGGUGGGCCUCUGAGAUAUUGUUUUUUGUUUGUUUGUUUGUUUUUUAUUCUGAUUUUGUUCUGGAUAUAUUACUCUGAUUUGGUACCUGUAAUACAGGAAUGUAUGGUUUAUUCAGGAAGCCUUUUUGGCAGCUUGCCAGGACCCCAAUAUCCCUAGUUAAUUGUAUAAUAAUAAAUUUUCUAUCUUAAUGUU